This is a messenger RNA of Colossoma macropomum (tambaqui), 1048 nucleotides long. RefSeq names its product transmembrane protein 82-like. NCBI's taxonomy places the organism in Eukaryota, Metazoa, Chordata, Actinopteri, Characiformes, Serrasalmidae. The transcript is spliced from 5 exons. The record is from RefSeq and is a predicted model, not a curated record. The coding region runs from base 74 to 1048 and encodes 324 amino acids.
GCUGUUUUAGCUUGAUUUUGAAGUGCACUCCUGAGUGUGGACGUCAUCAGUUUGUGGUUUUCUCUGCACAAAGAUGGCUCUGUUGUUCUCCGGGGGUCCUCUGCUGGGGUCCAGUCUGUUGGACUGUGUUUUAGAAGGCUUGGUGGGCGCCUGUGGCGUCUCAGUGCUGUGUAACCUGAUGAGAGUGGAUCUCUUUCUACAAUCAUACAGCAAGUGUCCACAGAACCCCAGCAUUACUACGAAUGUAUCACUGUCGAAGCGUCCGGCUGUGGGGCAACUGGUCAGGGUUUUCCGUUUCUGCCUGCUGACCACCCUCCUCACAGUGGUGGGGUAUAGACUGGCCAUCCUAGUAGUGUUAGAGUUCUCCCUCAGAGCACUCCUCAGAACUGUUACUGCAGGACAGUCCAGCCCUUCCCAUCUUCUCCUGGUCCAGAGUCAGUUCUCUUUGGGCUGUUCCCUGAGCUGCACUCUGCACUUCCUCCAGGAGGGGGCGCUGCGCCGGACGCUCUGCCUGUUCCUGGCCGCAGGGCUGAGUUCCCUGUUGGCCUACCUGUCUCAGCGCGUGGAGAGCCACAUGCUGGAGUUUUACCCCACACACUCACGCUGUGAGCAGCAGGGCUGUGGGGUGUGUGUGUCUCUCUCCUCCCCGCAGGUCUCUCUGCUCACUGGCCUGAGCCGAGCUGUGGGCGCGGCCUUCGUCCUCGGUGUCGUGACCUCUCUGCAUGCCCUCAACCAGCACUACAUCACUGAGGUGGAGAGCGUGAGGACCUGGAUCCCUCUGCUGCUCUGCUACACACUGCUGCUAGUCUACAUCCAGGACGGUCAGGCUCGCAGGCCCGCUGCUGAAGCUUUGUUGCGCUCUGCUCUGCUGCGUUUGGGGGCGCUGUUGGUCCUCCUGCUCAGUCUGGGUUUCUGGGUGGACAUUCUGCACCUCCUGCUGGUUCUGCUGGGGGAGCUGCUGUGUCUCACACACACACAGGACCUCCUGCACAAACACACUCCCAUCACGGUAAUAAACUACAGCGGGAGAACCCAAAACAAUCCCUGA